CUUUCUUCUUCACUCUGCUGUCCGAAUAUGGAAAUUGCCUUCCUGAACACAUCGGCAAAAUCACCGGUUCUGGUCUUCAAGGCCUGGAAUAACUCCUAACUUAACACACCUUUGUAGGGACAGUCUUUGAGCUGCAGUGAACCAAUGAUUAUGCCGAUUUAGAUGUAUUUAAUGUCUGAUAUGGCUAUUGUUCACAAUUGCACUCACUACAAAAAUGUGUCAGGCCUUCAAAUGCCGCGCAAACACGGGAUAUCGCCUAACUUCACUACACGCCUUUGUAGGGACUGAGUCGUUGAGCUGCAGUGAACCAAUGAUUAUGCCGAUUUAGAUGUAUUUAAUGUCUGAAAUAGCUGUUAAACAAUUGCACCCACUACAAAAAUGUGUCAGGCCCUCAAAUGCCGGGCGCACGCGCUUUUGUAGAGUCUUUCAGCUGCAGCGAACCAAUGGUUACGCCUAUUCGAUAUAUUUAAUGUCUGAUAUGGCUUUUGUUGACAAAAUUGCAAACCAGUGACAAAAAAAAUAUAUGCCCUGUAGAAAUGAAUGGCGAUUUAAAAAAUAUAUAUAUUGAUUUGUGUCGGUCAAAAACUCCGCGGUCCCUAAACUCUCGAAUCGCCUCGUCCAGCAGGCGCCACGUGUCAACGAGUUCCGGGCACCCCUUCGCACCGCGCAAACAAAAGUUGUGCAUUGAAGAUGCAUUUACAAAGUAAAUAAAUUCAAGUAAGCGUCGACGUGGGUGGGAGCAGGCGUCCCAUCAUUGACGUGCUUCUCGAGAGGGAUAUGGCGUGCGCGGUGGCCACCCCGGUGCCGGAGCCUAGCGGGGACUUCCCGGCGUGGCUGGAGGCGCAGGGCGUGAACGCGGAGGUGGCCCGGGCCAUGGACUCGGAGCUGGGCAUCCGGGACUACGGGGUCCUGCGCGCCUGCGUCGGGGACGGCCUCGUGCGGGCCGAGCUGCUGGCCACGGCGCGCGACCGCCUGCCCUUCGGCUUCUACGCCGUGCUGCGGCAGGUGGUGAAGGCCCUGCGGGGCGCCGAGCCCCACGAUGGUUCUGGGAUUCCGCGCUGGGACGCCGCCGCCGCCGCUUCCGCCCCCGGCGACGUGACCCUGGGAGGCCUGGUGGAGGUGCUGCUCGCGCUGUUGAGCGGCUUGAGCCGGGAGCUGCUGCUGUCCGCGCGGAGGCUGGGUAACGGGGACGAUCGGAAACGCCGAGUGGAUUCUUCUUUGUCGGCAGCUCGUGUUACUUCUGAAGAUGAGCCAGCAGAAAUGGAUCAGUUUGAACAAAAUGGGGAGUCGGAGGAAACCUUAAUUCCAGCCUCGGAUGACACCAACUCCACUAUCACUGCGGACCAAAUUAAAUUGGAACCCCUUCAAGGUAUGAUUUCCAAUUCUGUAACCCCUUUGCUAUUUCCUCAAGCACUGGAGCAAGGAUCAGGAGAGAUGGCUUUAAACGAGCUUCAUGACAAGAUGGGAGUGACCUCGGCUUCAGUCGCAGACGACUCGAUGGUGCAGAUAAAAACGGAGGCCCCAGAAGCAGAAGAGGCAUUGGUGUCAACGCACGGAGACGUACAUUUGAGCGACCGUGCCAAGUGCGAGGAGACGGGGGCCAGAGACUCUGUGGCCAUUCCUGCCCUAGAGCAGCUAGACGAGGAGACUGUUGAGCCCUCUUCGGGUUUCAUCAUCCGUCUCGUGAUGCCGAUGCAAGUCGGCAGUCAAGUCGUAACCUCAUCAUCCCCACACGACGGAACCACACAAGGUCUGUCUGCUGGCAGCCACGUUUCCAGGACAGUUCCGCCAACGACAGCGACGAUAACACCGCCGGUAACAACGGCGGUCACCGCAAUGACCGGCAGCGGCAUUCGUAUUGACCGCUGCUUCGCGGAAAUGAAACCAGACAUGCAGGAGCAGUCCGCUCAGCCCAGAGCUUCGAUCAUCGCGCAACAGCCAGCCGCGCCCACCAGAGGCAACAAGCUGUACUUCUGCAACCUGUGCGGCCAGGGUUUCACACAGAACGCCAUGCUCAACGUCCACCUGCACAAGCACACGUGCGAAAAGCUCUACAUAUGCGCCAUGUGCGGCCGAGGCUUUUCCAGCAGCACCAACCUGAACAUCCAUGAGCGGACCCACACAGGCGAGAAGCCAUACCGCUGCGGAGUGUGCGGCCAGGCGUUCACGCAGCCCAACAGCCUCAAACGACAUCAGCGCAUGCACACCGGCGAGAAGCCAUACCGCUGCGGAGUAUGCGGCCAGGCGUUCACGAGCAAGCCCAACAUGAUAUACCACCAAGGCAAGCACCUGAGCUAGACACCGCCACAACCUCUGCCACCGCAGUGAUGCACGGUUGUGCAUUGGUGCUGGUGCGUACCUUCAAACACGAAAUGGGUUGUGUGUGACCCUCGGUAUUAAUACUGAGACACGGGAACUUCCACAUCACUACAGGGGUGCUGCCCUAUGCAAACUUUCCUUGGUUAAAACCUCUAUCCUCGCUGUUCUAUUUUCCAAUUUGAUCUGCUGUUGGUAAAUUCAUCAAGAUUUGAUUGCAUUUAGAUACUAUGUACAUUGAAAUUGUCAUUUGCACUGCCUUUUUGGAAAUGGCUGUGGUGGCGUGCAUAUAGUCCAAAUAUAUUAAUGAAAUCAUGUUUGGACAUUGCAAAAACUGGAUUUUUUUCAGAAAGUUGAAAAAAAAGUUAUUUUUCUACAUACCAUGUUUCCUAGGAUUUAGGGUAUAGGAGUAAAUGUCAGGGACAAGUAUUCUAAUCGAUUAAGAUUUAUUCGACAAUUUUAUAGCACGAGUUAUUUGUCAAAUUAUAAAUCGUUGUUACAAACGUUCACAAGGAAAGUCAUACAUUGCUUCUCCCUAAAUUAUCUUUCAAACCACUUUCUUUGGCCAAUGGUUUGGAAAAAAAUCCCUUCAUAAAAAAAUCAUUAAUGGUUGCCGUUAUCCUGAACUACAGUAAUUUACAUAGUUUGCAACCCUUUGUAAAUCAAUUGCUGAAUUAGGGCUUCCCCACGCUGUAUCAGGCAGGUUAGGUUGGCACAGGAGGUGAAGGUCCCAGGACGGGUUCAGUUAUCACUCGCCACUAAUGCUGGCCAUGGCCGAGGAUCGGAACUCGGGUCGCCAAGUUUAAAAGACAUGGUGCCAAACACUGCACCCCAUGUAUUCCUCCAACCAGCAGGGCCAAAUGCAAGAUCACCUGCCUUUGCCACCACACUUCCUACUUUUGGUUCUCCACCAUAUCUUCACUCCAGUCACCCUACACUACAGCUCCACAGUAGAACUCCCCAUAGUGCCACUCAUAACCUCCUCUCUAUACCAAGGACUAGGGCCGUCGAUGCCAGGCAUCGUUUCUCCGUGGCAGCCCCCGCCGUCUGAAACACCAUUUCUGCUACACAUUCGCAGCACAUCUACUGGUUAGAAACACUUUAAAGGUCCCACGUCUAUUGCCUGGCUUUAGUCACAUGUAGCUUGGCUCCGCGCCUCAGUCACUCAUGUCUGUAAAAUAUUGUGCGCAGUAUAAAUUGGGUUAUUUAUACAUUUAUUUCAAUUCCAAUAGCAACAAUUUUCAUGAUUACAACGAUUUGCCAUGAUUCUGUUCCACUUUACAUUACCAUUCUGAUCUCAACAGCAAAUAUUUUACGAUUGUCAUAAGUUAGAAAAAUAAAACUCGUCAACCAGAUUCUAGAUUUUUAAAAAAUCCACAUUGGAUUAAAAGAAAUGCAACCAAAAGUUAAUUUGGAGGCAUUCCAAGGCUUUGUUUCGGGACUGAGCUUUAUUAGACACUAAGGUGUCACUGCUGUACCAUUUAACAAAUUUUCAUCAAGGCAACUUCAUGCUGGGAGCAUGAGCACCAUUCACAGAUUUUGUACGAAUUUGUCUCUACUGCAAAGUGAAUUGCUUUCAUUUCAACUGGCAUUGUCCUGUAACUGCCCCUGUGACUGAUAGUCUUGGGCUGGUUAUCCUUUUAACAGAGCUGCUUUUGUUAGUGGGCCUUGCCAGCUGAAAUAAAGUCCUGAACAGCCAGAAAAAAAAAAAGCCCUGAUUCACAUUUUAUGCCUGGCUGUGGUUUAGUUGUGCCAAGCAGAAUGCUAGUCUACCAGAUAAACAUGCCCCGCCUGCUGACAUGCAUCACAUGAUUGGACUUACUUUUACUGGUAUCAAUUCAGUGUGGCUGUAUACAACGC
Molecule: messenger RNA, 4176 nt
Organism: Petromyzon marinus (sea lamprey)
Lineage: Eukaryota; Metazoa; Chordata; Hyperoartia; Petromyzontiformes; Petromyzontidae
Biological process (GO): regulation of gene expression
Cellular component (GO): nucleus
Source: RefSeq, a predicted model, not a curated record